AUGGGAAGGGAGAAGACAACAGAUUUGGAGUUUGAAGCAAGGAAAGACAAGAAAAAGUUAAAGGAGAAAAGGAAGAAGGAUGAAGCUGAUAGAAAUUCCUCUUUGAUUGAAGUCUCUAAGGACAAAAUGGGCGAGUUAGUUCAGGUGCAGAAAUUUGACAGGAAUGGUGGAGAAGGGGUCAAAAAGAAGAAGAAAAGAAGAGGGAAAUGA
This is a messenger RNA of Prunus armeniaca (apricot), 210 nucleotides long. The record is from the annotation of a GenBank genome assembly. Lineage: Eukaryota; Viridiplantae; Streptophyta; Magnoliopsida; Rosales; Rosaceae.